Messenger RNA from Trichomonas vaginalis G3, 963 nucleotides. Its product is annotated as organellar and viral DNA polymerase type B. NCBI's taxonomy places the organism in Eukaryota, Parabasalia, Trichomonadida, Trichomonadidae. The record is from RefSeq and is a predicted model, not a curated record. The annotation marks the transcript as partial. The transcript has a single exon.
AUGGACGUACAUGAUGGAAGCAUAAGGAACUUACUUAAUGCUAACAAUAACUUACCAGGAACUAUUAAAGCAUUUAUAAAGUCCUUUGUAAAACCUGGUGCUCUAACAUUUAGGUCUUUGAGAGCAAGAGCAUUGAAGUCAAGAGAUGCAGAAACUCCAACAGAACCUACAGAAGGAACUGAAACAACAGAAACUCCAGAAGAACCACCAAAACCAACGGCAAAUGAAAUAUUGUUCGAAUAUUUUCCAAGGUACUCUGUUCUCAUUGCAUACAUUCAAGAAAUACUUAAGAAAGCAGACUUGACUUUAGGAGAUGAUGAAAGUUCUGUAUAUCUUUCGUUCCAGUUUCAAAUAGCAGAACUUUUGAGACAGAUAUGCUUAAUGUAUGACAACAUCUCUGAUUUCACAAGAUAUGAUGACGACCAUAACCCCGAACACGGUGAAGAAGAAGUUUUACAAACAUCCAUUAAGACAGGAAAGGUUUUAACUCAAAGUCUCAUUAUUGACACCAAAGAUGGCGAAGUGGACGUUCUUCAAGAGCUGAAGAAAAAUACUUCUUCGGGAGGUGGUGGUAGGCAUGAACUUGAAAUAAAUGAGAUAGAAGAGAAAUUAGCCGAAAAAGCAGAUAAAAACCAUGUUCAUUAUAUAAGUUCAGACGAACAGAUUAUAACGGACUACCAUGGAUAUUUAACACAGGAUGAACAAAUAAGCACUGAAGAUGUUAAUGAAAGAAGAUAUAAAUUCAUUCGUGCUAAAGGUUAUGACAUACGCUGUACUGUACAGUAUGACACAGGUAAAGCACCAGAAGCAUUUGGUUAUAACAAUGAAAUUUAUGCUUCAUACUUCUUUGUUAACGGUGUAUUAGUUGAACCAAGAUUUACUUUGAGAGUUAAGGCAAAAAUAACUUUUGAAGAUGCUAUUAAAAGUAAAGCCAGCAAAGAUGAACUUGACGCAACGAACAAA